This is a messenger RNA of Impatiens glandulifera, 717 nucleotides long. RefSeq names its product late embryogenesis abundant protein D-34-like. The transcript is spliced from 3 exons. NCBI's taxonomy places the organism in Eukaryota, Viridiplantae, Streptophyta, Magnoliopsida, Ericales, Balsaminaceae. The coding region runs from base 1 to 717 and encodes 238 amino acids. The record is from RefSeq and is a predicted model, not a curated record.
AUGAGUCAAGAACAACCACACCGGCCAGACGAGAAGGAGGAGGCCGUCAAAUACGAUCUAUCCGAUGAGCUUAUCAAACCGCAAGAUGCAGCUAUGAUGCAGGCAGCUGAGACGUGCGUCUUUAGCCGGAAUCAGAAAGGCUUUCCGGCCUCCGCCAUGCAGGCCGCUGCUACAACCAAUGAAAGAAUCGGUGUCGAAGAUGUUACCGAUUCUCUUGAGGCCGAAGGAGUCACCGUCACAUCUCGUGUCAUAACUCAAUCAGUUGCCGGAGAGGUUGUGGGACAAUACUAUCAAUCAACCUCCUCACAAGAAGAGGUGGCCGGGCCGAUUACUAUAGGAGAGGCACUGGAGUUGACUACGCAGAUUGCCGGAAACAAGCCGGUGGAAAAGAGCGACGCAGCUGCAAUCCAUGAGGCGGAGGCGAGGGCCACCGGUAGAAACAUCAUGAAGCCUGGCGGAGUUUCAGCCACGGCUCAAUCGGCUGCAGCUUAUAAUGCGGGGGUGACUUGUGAAGAUGAUAAGAUAAAACUUAGUGCUGUACUAAGGGCGGUGACGAGGAGACUGUCGGUUGACAAGGCGGCGACGAGGGAGGACGCGGAGGAAGUGGUGAUGGCGGAGUUGAAGAACAACCCGAACUCGACAACUCAUCCAGGCGGGGUGGGGUCAUCCUUGGCGGCAGCGGCGAGAAUGAACGAGGGGAAGAUGGAUAACCCAUAA